This is a messenger RNA of Pyricularia oryzae 70-15, 540 nucleotides long. RefSeq lists its product as uncharacterized. The transcript has a single exon. The record is from RefSeq and is a predicted model, not a curated record. NCBI's taxonomy places the organism in Eukaryota, Fungi, Ascomycota, Sordariomycetes, Magnaporthales, Pyriculariaceae. Bases 1 to 540 code for a protein of 179 amino acids.
AUGGGCCGUGAAGAAAAUCCAACCUCAAUCACGAGGCACGCCAGGUUCCUCUAUGAGUUGCUGGAGGAAGAAGAAUUCGACGAGGUCAUCAUGGGACUAGACGCGAUAGCAUUCCAGCAAGCCGCCUGGGAGGCCGACCAGGAAGAAAACUUUGAUGGGGAUCACUGCACGGGCCCAGAAGACCUCGGCUCGUUUGUCGACCGCGUGCCAAACACCAUCCAGAGAGUAACAGAAGGGGAGGAAGACUUGAGGUUUCCGUCUGUUGUUCACGUACCCACGCUCAGAGGGCUCAUCAACAACGUCAUCAACUCUCAGAUUUAUGGUACUCCCUUCGAGCGCAUGUUUGAGCUUAUUCGGCAAGCGAUUGGAGAUUAUAUCGUUGGCUGCAUGAGGCAGUUGGAAGAGUGCCCUGAAGAUGCUUCUUGGCCUCGCAAUAUCCCCGCUAACAUAUUCGCCGUCUUGGCUCGGAUCAUGCUGCGGAUUCAGCUGGAUCUUCUCAUUGCUCUGAGGGACUGGUACAACCUUCUGGAGUUUGAUUAA